AUGGAGACUACAACAAGGGAAAAAAGUGGUAGAGAAAAUAAAACGGUGUUGGUAAAAGAAGUGACUUGCGUUGUAUGUAAUGGUUCAUUUCCUUAUAAAACCGUUGGACUUACUGAUGAAUUGAUGGGAAAAGUAUACAAAGAGUUGAAUGCUAAGCAGAGGGAAAUGAAGGAGGAACUGGUUGGGUUAAAAGAUAAAAGUAAUGAGAUGGUGAAGGAAAUUUCAGCUUUAUCUGAUAAAAAUGAGAAAAAAUUUAUAGCACUACAAAGUGCAAACGUUAACAUGUCUAAAGAUUUAAAAGCUUCUCUCAAUAAAGUUGGGCUAAAGUUGCAGGCCUUCAUGGCAAUUGGUGGAGUAAAAAUAAUAGUGUGA
Messenger RNA from Helobdella robusta, 372 nucleotides. RefSeq lists its product as hypothetical. The coding region runs from base 1 to 372 and encodes 123 amino acids. The transcript is spliced from 3 exons. NCBI's taxonomy places the organism in Eukaryota, Metazoa, Annelida, Clitellata, Rhynchobdellida, Glossiphoniidae. The record is from RefSeq and is a predicted model, not a curated record.